Aureobasidium melanogenum CBS 110374 is the source of this 792-nucleotide messenger RNA. RefSeq lists its product as uncharacterized. The transcript has a single exon. The coding region runs from base 1 to 792 and encodes 263 amino acids. Lineage: Eukaryota; Fungi; Ascomycota; Dothideomycetes; Dothideales; Saccotheciaceae. Gene Ontology annotation, biological process: maturation of SSU-rRNA from tricistronic rRNA transcript (SSU-rRNA, 5.8S rRNA, LSU-rRNA). The record is from RefSeq and is a predicted model, not a curated record. Gene Ontology annotation, cellular component: preribosome, small subunit precursor; nucleolus.
AUGGCAACCAAGCGUCCUCACAGCGAAGUUCAUCCCUCUCGUCGAGACCAAGUUCCUGGCCAAGAAAAGAAACGAAAGGUCAACCCACACCCUCACCGCAAACUCGAGCGCAAGACCAAUCCCAUCAACCCCAUCAAGUCGCGCAUCCGCAGUCUGAACCGUCUAUUACAACACAAAGAGAACCUCCCCGCCGACGUCCGCCUCAACCAUGAGCGAGAGUUGAAGUCCUGCGAGUGGGAACUCGCUCAAGCUGAGAGCCAGCAACGCAAAAAAGACCUGAUUGGCAAAUAUCACAUGGUGCGCUUCUUCGAGCGACGGAAAGCAGAGCGUCGCCUCAAGAAGCUGGAGAGGAGAGCCAAGGAAGGCGAGGCCGAUCUCGAGGAGCAAAUACACGAAGCCAAGGUCGACUUGAAUUACGCCAUGUACCACCCUCUCGACAUGGCCUACUCAGCACUCUGGCCGACAAAGGGAAAGAAGGACGCCGAUGGCAAUGAAGUCGAGGUCGAGAAGCAAGGAGACCCAGAUAUGUGGUUGGUAGUCGAGAAGUGCAUGGAAGAAGGUAAGCUGGAUGCCCUGAGAAACGGCAAGCUGUUGAAGUCUGCUCCUGCCCAACUCGACAACGACGACAGCAUUGUUCAGAAGGCGUCAAAUGCCAGAGCAAAGAAGGAAAAGAAGGACAAAAAGGACAAGGAGAAGAAGGCAGCCCAGAAGCCUGCAAAGAAGGCCGAUGAGGAUCAAGCCAUGGGCGGACAAGAUGAAGAUGAGGACAGCGAAGGAGGUUUCUUCGAGUAA